Papaver somniferum (opium poppy) is the source of this 766-nucleotide messenger RNA. RefSeq lists its product as uncharacterized. The record is from RefSeq and is a predicted model, not a curated record. The transcript has 2 exons. Bases 17 to 766 code for a protein of 249 amino acids. NCBI's taxonomy places the organism in Eukaryota, Viridiplantae, Streptophyta, Magnoliopsida, Ranunculales, Papaveraceae.
CUUAUUUUGAAGAAAGAUGGAAGUAACCAGGAGAAGAUCUCAUGGGUUCUUUUUUAAUUCCAGUGUCUUCGCAACAAUUUUAUGCCUCAUUAUUUCUCUAGAGACGGCGUCAGCGUGGAGGAGAGAUCUUUGUAUUCCAGGGGAUAUAUACAUGGACUCAACCAGCACUCCACUUCCUCCGGGAGCAAGUUGCCAGUUUUGUACAGAUUGGUGUGAUGAACAAUGUUUGGUCUUGGGGCUUCCACAGGUAAAUUAUGGAUGUCUUGUAUCAACUUAUUCAAUAAGAUGUAGGUGCUGCUGUGGAAGAUCACCGCCAUCACCCUCCUCUCCUCCAUCGCCAACCUUACCUCCUCCCGCUCCUCAAUCUCAAUCCGAAUUUGAGGGCCUCUGGCCUCAGCAUUAUAAUAUAUGCUUGAGUGGACAAGAAUAUAGAGUGUUUUAUCAUGAAUAUGGCCUUGAUUGUAUUGAAAAACCUGUAUGUGAGGAAUAUUGCAAUAGAAAAAACGUUCCAAUGGCAAGGUCAGAGUGCGUAUCAGGUGGUUCUGCUUAUCCUGAACCUAGGUAUGAAUGGUUUGAACAGUGUUGUUGUGCAGAUCCAUCUCCACCUCCAUCUCCCUCCCCACCCCCACCAGAUCCUUGCAGCAAAACUUGUCUCCCAGAGCUCAGUGUUCAGAUCUCGCCAGGCCAUGCACCGUGCACUUACGGACUAUUGGAAUCUUCAAGAUCGCUUACUGCUGAUGCUAAUAAUCCAUUGUCCACUAAUUAA